This is a messenger RNA of Penicillium lagena, 471 nucleotides long. RefSeq lists its product as uncharacterized. The record is from RefSeq and is a predicted model, not a curated record. Lineage: Eukaryota; Fungi; Ascomycota; Eurotiomycetes; Eurotiales; Aspergillaceae. Bases 1 to 471 code for a protein of 156 amino acids. The transcript has 2 exons.
AUGGCUAUUUUUCAUCGCGAUUCAAUUGCCAGCUCGUCAUCCACUUCUCAAAGUAUCGAUGAUCCAAAUCAAUCUCGUAGCAGCACUGGGAGACUCUUUGGGCAUCAUUCUUCUCGCUCGUCUGUGUCAUCAGGGUCUCGCUCUUCCACGGGCAACACACACCGGCAUAGUAUUAUCCGUCGCCAUCCCGAAGACCCAUCUAUCCAAGCAGCUCGUGGACAAGUCUCCAGAGCGGAAGCUGCCGAGCGCGAUGCAGAUAAGGCCCUUAUAGAAGCCCGGCGCGCUGUCAAGCAGGCCAGAGAUCAUGUCAAGCAUCUAGAGAAGGAGGCAGCCGAAGAAGCUCGGCUGGCAAAAAUUAAACAAGACCAGGCCAAGUCAAUUUCUAAACGCGCAAAGCCACUGGGUCGUGAGUUCCGCCCAUCAUUCUUAUUAUCGGCAGAAACUUUGCUAAAGCACUUACAUAGGACAUAA